AAAGUAUUCUAAAAGCUAGAGAGGCCACUGUCCUCUACAUCCCCCUCCUGCCACUUUCCUCCUAAGCUACCGUGCAUUGCUCAACCCGCGCUGCCCAGUACAGAAUUGCUUUCUUUAGCACUGUUCUCAGAAUCAGUAGCUGACACGAUACCCAACAUGCGUGUUUCCUGCUACCCCACCUCCGCUGUAUCCCACCUCUCACAUGUGCACACCUACUGUGCACCAUGGAGACCUGCACACUGGAUUGGGCACAGCCCGUGAACGCAGUGGUGCAUGUGGAUCUGUAGGUUCCCCUGUGCUCCGGCACACACAUGCAGAGCUGUGAUCUGAGCUGGGGACUUGGGCUCCUGGACUGGAGGGGCUGCUGGCCUAGGAAGACUCUGGCUAUGCCUGGCCAGCUGCUGUGUCCUCCGGGUGUAAAAAGGCAGCUGCACUCCUUAAAGGGAGUCUCUUAGGACUUGGUUUGUGUCUGUCGCAGUAAUAAUGUUUUCCUGAUAGCCAAAGUACACAUCCCUAGGAUGGUGGCUGUUCUGAUAACCUCGUACUGGCCUUCACCUCCAAACCCAGUGUUUUCCUCCUCCCUCCCUCAUUCUGUGCCUCUCCUCUGCCAAGAUUUUGUCUUUCUGCCUGGUUAUGCUCCAGAAUCCUUGCUUGUGUUCUCCAGGAAGCCCCACCCACCCUCCAGCAAGGCACAGAGGUGAAAUAUGCCCCUUUAUCUGAAGGUGCCACCAAGCCCUGGUAAGUGAGCCACACCAGGUUUCGCUCUGGAAGCUCCCCUCCAUCUGUGCCGCCAUGUCCACCUAGUUUCUUGUCCUGCACUCCCGGGAUUCUGCCUCCUGCACUUAGCUCAGCCUGCACUGCCCCAUACUUCUUGCAGGUUCUUGGAGUUUGCAAGAGUCAACCACAAGAGUCUCUCAGGGAUUCCCCACUAAGGUACCUUGAGAUGAAGCACACCCAUUUUUCUGAAGGUGACACUAGACCCUAAAAUGACAACACCCAGCCAGGGCUGGCCCUGGGAUGCCCUCCCCCACAUUAUCCAUGCCACCUGCCUCUGCUCCCAGGUAGGCAGUUACCCACACAGGUACACACCGGGCGCCACUCAGGUUGCACGGGGCCAGCCUGACCUGGGAGAAAUGGAUCAUUCCACACCUGUGUAUCUGAGUACAUGGUAUGCAUGUGACCUUGGCUCCAACUCCAUAAAUAUAGGAGAAAUGGAGAGAAGGGCGCCUAGGGGCAGACACUCACCAUGGGGCGCCUGGAGGUUCUGAUUUUUGGCCUCACUUGCUGCUUGGCAGCAGCUUGUGCUGCAAAGCUGGGUUCUGUGUACACAGAAGGUGGUUUCGUGGAGGGCUUCAACAAGAAGCUUAGUCUCUUGGGUGGUGAUUCUGUUGACAUCUUCAAAGGCAUCCCCUUUGCCACUGCCAAGACCCUAGAGAAUCCCGAGCGCCACCCGGGCUGGCAAGGGAUUCUGAAGGCCAACAGCUUCCAGAAACGUUGCCUACAGGCCACUCUCACCCAGGACAGCACCUAUGGGCAAGAAGACUGCCUCUACCUCAACAUCUGGGUGCCCCAGGGCAGGAAACAAGUGUCCCAGGACCUGCCUGUGAUGAUCUGGAUCUAUGGAGGCGCCUUUCUUAUGGGAUCUGGCCACGGGGCCAAUUUCCUCUCAAACUACCUGUAUGACGGGGAAGAGAUUGCCACUCGGGGUAACGUCAUCGUGGUCACUUUCAACUACCGUGUGGGACCUUUGGGUUUCCUUAGCACCGGAGACGCCAACCUUCCAGGUAACUUUGGCCUUCGAGAUCAGCACAUGGCUAUCGCCUGGGUGAAGAGGAACAUCGCAGCCUUUGGGGGGGAUCCCGAUAACAUUACCAUCUUUGGGGAGUCUGCCGGAGGUGCCAGUGUCUCUCUGCAGACCCUCUCCCCAUACAACAAGGGCCUCAUCCGGCGAGCCAUCAGUCAGAGUGGCGUGGCGCUGAGCCCCUGGGCCAUCCAGGAGAACCCACUUCUCUGGGCCAAAAAGAUUGCUGAGAAGGUGGGGUGCCCCACAGACGACACUAGCAAGUUGGCUGGGUGUCUGAAGAUCACAGAUCCCCGGGCCUUGACACUGGCCUACAGGUUGCCCUUGAAACAGCAGGAGUACCCCAUUUGGUAUUACCUGGGCUUCACCCCUGUUGUCGAUGGAGACUUCAUCCCUGAUGACCCCAUCAAUCUGUAUGCCAAUGCCGCUGACAUUGACUACCUGGCUGGCACUAACGACAUGGACGGCCACCUCUUUGCUACUGUUGACAUGCCAGCCAUCGAUAAGUCCAAACAGGAUAUCACAGAGGAGGACUUCUACAGGCUAGUCAGUGGAAGCACUGUCAAAAAGGGGCUUAAGGGUGCCCAAGCCACCUUUGGCAUCUACACCGAGUCCUGGGCCCAGGACCCAUCCCAGGAGAAUAAGAAGAAGACAGUGGUGGCCUUUGAGACUGACGCCCUCUUCCUGAUCCCCACGGAGAUGGCUCUGGCCCAGCACAGAGCCCAUGCCAAGAGUGCCAAUACCUACUCUUACCUGUUUUCCCACCCUUCACGGAUGCCCAUCUACCCCAAAUGGAUGGGGGCUGACCAUGCCGAUGACCUCCAGUAUGUCUUUGGAAAACCCUUCGCCACUCCACUGGGCUACCGGGCCCAAGAAAGGAGUGUCUCCAAGGCCAUGAUUGCCUACUGGACCAACUUUGCCAAGAGUGGGGAUCCCAACAUGGGCAACUCACAGGUGCCCACCCACUGGUACCCUUAUACCGUGGAGAACGGCAACUACCUGAACAUCACUAAGUCGAUAACUAGCACGUCCAUGAAGCAGCACCUGAGAGCCAAGUUCCUGCAAUACUGGGCUGUGACGUACGAGGUGCUGCCCACAGUGGCCGAUGAACAGGGGACCCUCCCUCCCCCUGAGGAUGACUCAGAAGCUGUCCCUGUGCCCCCUGUGGAUGAUUCCCAGGCUGCCCCUGUGUCCCCAACAGACGAGGCUCAGAUGCCUGUCGUUAUUGGCUUCUAAUGUCUGGUAAGCCUUGGUCCCAGGGUCUUCCUCUUUUUAGGUUCUCCUUUCUCAAUAAAGCCUUAGCUGUGCCCA
This is a messenger RNA of Alexandromys fortis (reed vole), 3112 nucleotides long. RefSeq names its product carboxyl ester lipase (gene Cel). Gene Ontology annotation, molecular function: retinyl-palmitate esterase activity; triacylglycerol lipase activity; sterol ester esterase activity. NCBI's taxonomy places the organism in Eukaryota, Metazoa, Chordata, Mammalia, Rodentia, Cricetidae. The record is from RefSeq and is a predicted model, not a curated record. The transcript is spliced from 11 exons. The coding region runs from base 1247 to 3037 and encodes 596 amino acids. Gene Ontology annotation, biological process: pancreatic juice secretion; ceramide catabolic process.